CUUAAGUUGAUUAAACCUAAUGUGAUAUGAAUUUUGCUAUUUUCUGGUUGGUGGCAUUCAGUAUUUUUGAUGGCUUUCUAUCCCGCUUUUACUCUCACCUAUUUUCUCUCCUUUUCAAUUACAUCCUCCUUGGCUUCGUUUUCCCUUUUCGCUUUCUAGAGAUUCCGCUCGUCUCCACCUAUGCACCCGAUCAACCAUGGAUCAAUGUGUUCUCAGCUCCAACUUUAUAGAGCCACAGUGCUUCAUCGGGCCCUGCUGCCUAUCAUUGGUGGCUUUGCUCGGUGAGAAGGUCGCCUUUCCAGGAAACCAAAAAUAUAAUUCUUCCAUUUCCUCGUAUCAUAGCCAACAAGAAUCUCGUCUCGAGCCUUUAUGUGUCGUUAUUCCAACCACAAGCGAAGAUGUCUCAAUCGCAGUUCACUCACUAUCCUCUACGGCCGAGGCGCUUGGAGAUAAUAGACAAAAUAGUUGUCAAUUUGCUAUCCGAUCCGGUGGGCAUGCAGGUAAUGCUGGGGCGGCAAAUAUUGCUGGCGGAGUAACCAUAGACUUACGUUCUCUCAAUACUAUUGAGGUGAGUGAGGACAAGUCUACAGCCUCUGUGGGAGUAGGUACUCUUUGGGGUGACGUCUAUUCAACGCUCGAUCCCCUUGGUAUAUCGGUCGCCGGCAGUCGCGUAGCACAAGUUGGCGUUGGUGGGUUAACUUUAGGUGGCGGAAUUUCAUACUUUUCGCCUCGAUAUGGUUGGACGUGCGAUACGGUAUCGAGUUUCGAAGUAGUGCUGGCCAAUGGGUCUAUCGUAAACGCCAAUGCCGAUGAGAAUCCCGAUCUUCUUUUUGCUCUCAGGGGUGGCUCAAACAACUUUGGCGUUGUCACCCGGAUCGACUUUCAAACUUUCGAACAGGGCCCUAUAUGGGCAGGAGGGGUUCUUUCUUCCAGUGACACCAUAGAUGAGCAGCUGGAAGCGUUCGUUGAUUUAAAUUCGGCGGAAUCAUAUGAUGAGUAUGUGUCAUUGAUCACGAGCCUUGGUUACGCCGGCGGUCGCAAAACUUUCAUCUUGAACAACAUCGAAUACACGAAAGCCGAAGAGAAUCCACCGGUUUUCGAACCAUUCAUGAAGAUAUCCGCGAUGGAUGAAAAAGUGCGCAUUUCUAGUAUGGCAGAAAUGGCGGUAGAACAGGGCUCGUACUCGAAAAAUGGACGGCGUCAAUUAUUCGUCACGAUAACCCAUAAGUCCACCUUACCAAUGCUCAAGGCAGUUUACUUGAAUUGGAAUAAAAGUAUAGAGACUAUCAAAGGCGUUCGUGGCAUUGUCUGGGCCAUCUCGCUAGAACCGUUACCACCGGCCAUUUACGCGCGAUCCGCAACGUCUAAUGUUUUCGGACUUUCAGACAGGUCAGAUGCACUGGUCAUAACCCUGUUAACUGUAUUUUGGAGAAACGAGGCGGACGAUUCGAAGGUUGAGAUGGCAGCGCGCGGAUUAUUUAAAGAGAUUGAAGACGAUGCAAAAAGAUUAGACGCAUACGAUCCUUUCAUUUACCCGAACUACGCAGCGCCGUGGCAGGAUCCUAUUGCUAGCUACGGGGACGAAAGCUUGCGGAAACUACAAAGAGUGAGGAUGGAUGUAGAUCCGAAAGGGGUUUUCUCACGUCAAGUUCCUGGUGGUUUCAAGAUUCCGUUCUAGUUAAGGUAUAGCAGCGACAUGUUCAUCAUCAUAUGUAUGAGACUACAUGUGAGACUUGAAUAAUACGUUCCCGUUUCAUGACGACAUACGUGGGCUUGGUAGAGAAACGGAAUCUUCUGUGUCUUGUUCAUAGUCAAAGCCAGCACAGAGCUUUUUUAUUCAACGAGUCCCAGAAGCAUACUCUUGGUUCUUUGACCCUUACAACUGCAGAUCAAAGAUCGGGAUAAACUUGGUUAUUGAAGUUUAACUAUGUGAUUGUUUGCGAACAAAGAAAAUGAUACCAAACAUAAGACCCUACAUACCUAAUAUAUAAAGAUAUCUAUAAUCGCUUGAUA
Molecule: messenger RNA, 2013 nt
Organism: Daldinia loculata
Lineage: Eukaryota; Fungi; Ascomycota; Sordariomycetes; Xylariales; Hypoxylaceae
Product: putative oxidoreductase
Exons: 4
Coding region: 197-1678 (493 amino acids)
Molecular function (GO): FAD binding
Source: RefSeq, a predicted model, not a curated record